UGCACCGCCCGGCCCCUCGCUCCGCCCGGCGGGGCUGAGCGGGGCGGUGCCGCAGCCGAUGCCGAGCUCGGGUCCGGGCAGUGCCGCGGGCUCUCCGCCGGCACCAUGGGCCGGGACGGGCCGUGGCUCAACCUGUCCGGCAGCGCCUGUGCGGCGGGCGGGCCCUUCCCCGCCGGCACGGCCGCGCUGCUGGCCGCGCUCAUGGGGCUGCUGGUGCUGGCCACGGUGCUGGGCAAUGCCCUGGUCAUUCUGGCCUUCGUGGUGGACCGGAGCCUCCGCACGCAGGGAAACUUCUUCUUCCUGAACCUGGCCGUGGCCGACCUGCUGGUGGGCGGCUUCUGCAUCCCCCUAUACAUCCCCUACGUGCUGACGGGCGAGUGGAGGCUCGGCAGGGGCUUGUGCAAGCUGUGGCUGGUGGUGGACUACCUGGUGUGCACCGCCUCCGUGUUCAACAUCGUCCUCAUCAGCUUCGACAGGUUCAUCUGUGUCACCAGAGCGGUCAGCUACAGGGCUCAGCAAGGGAUGACCAGAAAUGCAGUGCUGAAGAUGGUGACUGUAUGGAUUGCUGCUUUUCUCCUCUAUGGGCCAGCCAUCCUCAGCUGGGAGCACAUUGCCCAAAAGAGCAUCCUCCCUGAAGGAGAAUGUCAUGCAGAAUUCUUCUACAACUGGUAUUUCCUAAUGAUUGCCUCUACUGUUGAAUUCUUUACACCUUUCAUCACUGUUAUGUACUUUAACUUAAGUAUUUACCUCAACAUCAGGAAACGCACACUGCUCCGAAAUGAAAACCUCUCACUCGGUCAAGAGGACUGUGAAAUGAAUUUCCAGGGGGAAAAAAGGGCACACUCUGUGUUUUUUGUAAAGCCAGCUAACAGAGACAGACAUGAGCAGGGAGCAAGCAGCCUUCUUCCCCCAGGGAAGGCUCCAAGGCCUGAGGCCUCAGCUGAGCUGGGCAAACACCCACCCAACCUGAGUGCCAGCCUUGAGCUCCCACCCCUGCAGGUGGGGGUACAGACCAGGCCUCCCAGGAAUGGCUUCUGCCAAGCACCACAAAGCCUUUGCCAGCCCAGCAGCAAAGUGGACGUUGCUAACAUCAUGGCAAACAGAUUCAGACUGUCCCGGGAUAAAAGAGUAGCCAAGUCCUUAGCAGUGAUUGUCUGUGUGUUUGCCUUGUGCUGGGCUCCGUACACACUGCUGAUGAUCAUCAGGGCAGCCUGCCAUGGGCACUGUGUGCCCUACUCCCUCUAUGAGAUCUCAUUCUGGCUCCUCUGGGUCAACUCAGCCAUCAACCCCGUUCUCUACCCUCUGUGUCACAUGAGCUUUAGGAAAGCCUUCAUAAAACUCCUCUGUCCACGAAAAGCCAAAAUUCAUCCUGACAUUUUGAUGUGAGAAGUAGGAAGGCUGAAAAUUAGUACAUAUUAUAUUUGCUGGGAACACCAAAAAGCAAGUAUUGCAAUACCUGCAAAUAUUUAUGGAAUACUGGUAUGAGGCACAAGUGUAGAUAUUUAUGAAUAUGUAGAAAUACUGUCAUCCAUGUAGCUGGGAAAAUCACAGCAAUGAAAAGAAAGGUCAUUUUUCAAAGCUCUUUGGGAAAUUACACCAACAGUGUAUUUUCUGAUAAUGGUGGACUACUGUUGAAGUGCUGAAAACAAAAAAUAACUUUCAUGGCUAAUAAUUAGAGUUCAGGCUGUCACUUUUAAUAACUGUAAAUAUUGCUGGAAUUUCAUAAAGCAUUAAUCUUAGAUGUGUUAUAUCUUGUCCCAAACCCACUUCAAGAUAUCAAGAAUCUCAGUUGUCAAGUCUAGGAUGCUUUCCCUGCCUCCUCUCAGUGGCAAGUCAAAUAAGGCAUGACCAAAGAUAAAAAUACAGGAAAAGCAUGGGACAGGAGGCAGCACAACAGUGAUGUUACCAGAGAAGCUGAGCAACUGUAGCAGGUAAGGGAGCCCUGAUGUGAGGGAAAAGGUGAUGAAAAUAGAAGAAAGUGGAAUAUUUAGUAGAACAAAGUCCAGGAACAGAAGUAAAAAGGGUUUUGAGCUUUUUAAUAGGAGAUACAAGAAUUGGUGACUUACACACUGGAAGAGUUUCACUAGGAGUUCCCUCCCUCAGCAGUGACUUCCUGCCCCCACCAGGGUCCUGCAUGGGCAGGAACCUACUGAGGUCAAAACUCCACUGCUUACAGGGCUGAGGGUAUUACCCUGUGCUUUGCAGUAAGCCUAAGUAGUCUAUGAGAUCCAUGACAGAGCUUUAGGUAAACUUCCCUUUCAGUAAUUUUUAAAACAUUUACAGCUGGACCUUUACUACUUCUGGCUAGAUUAAAAAAAAAAAAAGUGUUGUUCUCCCCUACCUCACCCGUUGAAUCUUUCCAUCCAUCAAGUCACAAGUAAUCAAGAAAGUAUCACUUCAAGUGUUGGGCUAUUUCCCAGGUUAUGCAUCAUGACUGGCAUGACUCAAAGUCUGUUCCAAUCCACAGCCUUGCUACUGCCCAGGAGUCUCUGCCAUUGUGCCUGUGCCACAGGAGCAGCUCACACAGCUGAUUCUGAGUCUGGAGUAGGUUUGUCCCACAAGGUAUCACAUGAGCAUCACUAAUGAUACAAGUUUGUUCCACCAUCCCCAGCAUUUACUGCACAACCUAACAGAUGCUUUCCUUUGCUGACAAGUGAUAGUUACUGAACAGCUCUAAUUGUCCAUUGCCAUAGUCAAAAUGCAUGGGAAUACAAUUGAUCUUAAAAGUUUAAAGGCAGUAAAAUUAUUUACUUUGUAAACUUUCAAUAAAAGUAAUUAAGAGGUG
Zonotrichia leucophrys gambelii is the source of this 2785-nucleotide messenger RNA. RefSeq names its product histamine H3 receptor-like. Gene Ontology annotation, biological process: chemical synaptic transmission; adenylate cyclase-inhibiting G protein-coupled acetylcholine receptor signaling pathway; G protein-coupled receptor signaling pathway, coupled to cyclic nucleotide second messenger. The coding region runs from base 106 to 1386 and encodes 426 amino acids. The transcript has 3 exons. NCBI's taxonomy places the organism in Eukaryota, Metazoa, Chordata, Aves, Passeriformes, Passerellidae. The record is from RefSeq and is a predicted model, not a curated record. Gene Ontology annotation, molecular function: histamine receptor activity; G protein-coupled acetylcholine receptor activity; G protein-coupled serotonin receptor activity. Gene Ontology annotation, cellular component: plasma membrane; dendrite; synapse.